AAGAUUAUUGACCAUGAGGUCAACUGGAAAACACCAGCUUUUGAGGUCGCACGGGUUCACCCGUCACCAGAAGUUCCUCCUCUCGCAGGAAGGGGUCUUUGCCGUACCAGCAUAAAGGUCGUCUUUGAUCAGUCCGAUCCCAAGCAUUUCUCUCCCCUGAUGGUCUACAGCGUGUUGUAAACAUGAAGGUCGAAGUGCAAAUCCUGAUCUUCGUGUUCGCAUGUGUUUGCUUGUAUUUCGCACGUGCCGCAACUCCAUGGGGACCAGUUAAAGAAAAACCCAAACACAAACCUAACGCGACGCUGGUAUGUGAGGGGGAGACGAAAUGGAUCAAUUGCAAGAUAGGGUACCACCUCAAAAUACACGACGUGUUCUGGGGACGAAAUGACAAGACCACCUGUCCGACAGCCCCGCCCUCUUUACAGACUGACAAGAUGUGUAAAACAAACGCCGCAAAGAACCUCAAGAAGGUGCGAGACGCGUGCAUCGACGAGGAGGGGAAACCACGAAGGUUUUUCGAGAUUCCUGGGUCUGUAAAGUUCUUCGGUUUCUAUCCUAAUUGCCAGGAGGUGUUCAAGUAUGCCAAGGUCAAGUUUAGUUGUGUUAGGGAUGACGAGAAGUCCAAGAAGAAAACCGGGAAAUAGAUGUUUUUAGUGACGUCACUUCAGCGGAAUAGAUCGGUAAAUGAAAAUGGGACAUGAUACCCGUCGAAAUAAUAUUUCUGGAAGUCAGGGUUGUUUUGUUCAUGACACACUAGAUAUGUCCCAAUUCGACUCCUUUUGCGAAGCAAUUUUUUUUCUUUUUUCCAAAACAACGAAGGAAGAAAUUAGAGAUUGGAAAAUAUCGAAUAAGUGUAUUAUCAGUCUCGCGUUAAUUGUCAUAUUGAUAGACCUGGUUGACUAUGUGUGACAAAUCUUAUACUGUUACAAGAACAUAACAAUAUAUCAGUGCAGCCAAAUGAGAUGUGCCUUUAGCAUCGAACUAAAUCCACUCAGUUACCGAAAGAAUGGCUACGUUCUAUUGCUAAAGCGAUAAAUUAUUUAUGAUAAGGUAUUUUUACAGGUUCUAUUAGUACUACUGAUAGGUGUUUCACACCGAAAACUAUGUCGUGAGCUCUUAUUCGGGGUUAAUCGGAAAUGUUUUGUUUUCGAAUGUUGGGAAUCCUGUGGCGUGCACUAGGGUGCACCUCGGCCAUCGCGCGCCACAGGACUCCCAAUAUUUGUAAACAAAACAUUUCCGAAUUAUGACUUUUCGUGGGAUUUUCGUUACCGAUCCCACUGUUAUCAAAUAUCUAUUCUCCUUGUAGGUACGAGUUAUAAGGAGUCGACUUUUUUACUAUACAAAGAUAGCAGCAAUAGGUAAUCGAAUUCAUAUACAUCUAUUUCAAAUAAAGUUGCACUCAGAGAAUCUGUGCAUCGUAACCCGCAGUGCAUCAUGGUUAUCAAGUAAAUAAGCAAAUAAGCGUAAAUAAAAUAAAAAUACAGGUUUCAAAAGCUUUAGAAUUUAUGUUUAUUGUUCUUAUGAACAUUCACACGGCUUUCAGAUACGAUUCAGCCGUUUAUACGCUACCCAUGAACCACCGCGGGUUACGACACAUGGAUUCCCCCGAGAGCAACCCUUUUUGAAAUAGGUGUACCAGUCGUUAUGUCAGAGAAACAAAAAAGGCAGCCGCCGACAUUGUUUUCGGUGUAAAACAAUAAUCCAACACCCGCAGGUUUUCGCGCUGUUCUGACUAUAAAUAUUUAAGGGCAGUAAAUGGAAAAGUAGUUUUGUUUGUAUAAACUGUCACAAUAUGGAUAUUCUUAAGGGGAUUUUCAUCGUUUUCAUCGGAUGUAUCCACUUUGCCGACGCCGCCGUCACUCCUUGGGGACCAGCGAAGGAAAAGCCAAAACAUCACCCGAACGCGACGCUGGUAUGUGAGGGGGAGACAAAAUGGAUCAAGUGCAAGAUAGGAUACCACCUCAAAAUACACGACGUGUUCUGGGGACGAAAUGACAAGACCACCUGUUCGACAGCCCCGCCCUCCUUACACACUGAAAAGAUGUGUAAAACAAACGCCGCAAAGAACCUCAAGAAGGUGCGAGAAGCGUGCAUCGACGAGGAGGGGAAACCACGAAGGUUUUUCAAGAUUCCUGGGUCUGCAAAGUUCUUCGGUGUCUAUCCUGAUUGCAUGGACGUGUACAAGUACGCCAAGGUCAAUUUCAGUUGCGUGUUUGAUAAUGUUACAGGCGUCGAGCCGCCGCGACAGUCGUCGACACCUCAGCCUAAAAUCACGGGCACUUCCCAGCCAUCAAACCCAACCGCAACCCAACCCCAAAAUCCAGCCAUACCCCAACCCCAAAAUCCAGCCAUACCCCAACUCCCAAAUCCAGCCAUACCCCAACCCCCAAACCCCCCGUCUGGAGGACAGCCACAGCAAGUUGUCACAUCCCAACCUCUGAACCAAGAAGUACCACAGCCAACAAAGCCGUUACCGGCUAGUAAGGAAGCCUCAAGAAAGACUAAAAAAUCUGCUGCUUCAAAACAUAGAAUUCUGAGUGUACGCUUACACAGGAAACCCAAGAAGUCUUUUAAGAAACUGACAGCAUAAGCGUGUGACUUUAUUUGUCAGAUGUUAUAAUCAGACAUUUUUCGAAGUUGGCGGUUUUACAAAACAAAGAAAUAAUUUUUACUCAACUCGUUAUCUAUGUUGAAGAUUUGUAUAAUUAUAUAUAUUAAUAUUUUAAUAAUUGAUUCGACCACACCCAAAAUAGGGCGUGACGGUUCUUUGCUUGGCGGUGGUCAUUGUCUGUAAGUUUGAUGGUUAUUACCUUAAGCGGUUAAUGAAAUACGGAGGGGGGGGGGGCUUUUAGCAUCCCCCCAGUCACAGACGGCUCAAAAAAGCCCAGUCUGAAUAGGGUUAAGAGUCGACAGCCAUCGAAAAGAUAAUAAAACGUUGUUUCCAUACCAUU
Nematostella vectensis (starlet sea anemone) is the source of this 2951-nucleotide messenger RNA. RefSeq lists its product as uncharacterized. Gene Ontology annotation, molecular function: carbohydrate binding. Lineage: Eukaryota; Metazoa; Cnidaria; Anthozoa; Actiniaria; Edwardsiidae. The coding region runs from base 1793 to 2590 and encodes 265 amino acids. The transcript is spliced from 3 exons. The record is from RefSeq and is a predicted model, not a curated record.